AUGGCUAACCGCGGAGCAACAUGGGACCCUCAAGUCCAUUCCAUCUCGGAUUUGAAGACGCUGGGAAGCAGCAGGCUCCCGAAAAUGUACAGAGACUACUAUAACGAGGGAGCUAUGGACUUGAUCACGCUACAAGACAACGAAGAGGCCUACAAUCGCUACAAGAUCAAGCCGCGCAUCCUCGUCAACGUCAAGGAUAUCGAUCUGACUUCGGAAAUCUUUGGCUGCAAGACUUCGCUCCCUCUUGGGUUCUCACCAACGGCAAUGCAACGUCUGGCUCAUCCGGACGGCGAAUUGGCGACCUCGAGAGCAGCGGCCAACUUUGGCAUCGCCAUGUGUUUGUCUUCUUACGCCACCGAGCCCAUCGAAACCGUAGCAGCUCAAGGCAAAGGCAAUCCUUAUGCUAUGCAGAUGUGCGUGCUACAGGACCGGAAGAUCACCAAGCAGAUUCUUCAACGAGCGGAGAGUGCUGGGUGCAAGGCGUUCUUCUUGUCGGUGGAUGUCCCGAUGCUUGGCCGGAGAUUGAACGAGUACCGCAACAAUUUCUGUCUGCCCGAGGACAUGGAGUGGCCCAAUUUGCUUCUGACGGGUAAGGAGGAGUUUGCUCAGCAAAACAUCGACGAGACGAAGGGGUACGACUACGAUCCGGCCCUCGACUGGGACAGCGCUAUCCCGUGGCUGAGGUCGCAGACGAAGAUGCAGCUGUGGUUGAAGGGAGUGACGUCUGCCGAGGAUGUCAUGCUGGCGGUGAAGUAUGGGAUCGAUGGCGUGGUGGUGUCUAAUCAUGGCGGAAGACAGCUGGAUGGGCAGCCGGCGACUUUGGAUUCGUUGCGAGAAUGUGUGACUGCGGCGGCGGGUAAGAUUCCGGUCGCCGUGGAUGGUGGCAUUCGGAGAGGGUCGGACAUCUUCAAGGCGUUGGCGUUGGGAGCGAGUCAUUGUUUUAUUGGGAGGAUCCCGAUCUGGGGGUUGGCGUACAACGGCCAGGAAGGCGUCGAGCUCGCGUUGAAGAUCUUGAUGCAGGAGUUGAAGUUGACUAUGGGUCUGGCUGGGUGUCGGUCGAUCAAGGACAUUUCGCGGAAUCACGUUACAUAUUUGAAUUCGGAGGGGGUGUUGGCGAAGCUGUAG
Messenger RNA from Zasmidium cellare ATCC 36951, 1125 nucleotides. RefSeq lists its product as uncharacterized. The coding region runs from base 1 to 1125 and encodes 374 amino acids. The record is from RefSeq and is a predicted model, not a curated record. Lineage: Eukaryota; Fungi; Ascomycota; Dothideomycetes; Mycosphaerellales; Mycosphaerellaceae. Gene Ontology annotation, molecular function: FMN binding; oxidoreductase activity. The transcript is spliced from 2 exons.